AUGUCUUCCUAUCAACCUCCUUCGUUUGAUGAACCUCUUCCCGGUGAAAGUACUGCUCCAUUGAGAUCCGGAGAUGGUAUUGAUAAUAAUUCAGUGAUGAAUACGUUGAUCAAUAGUUAUAAUCAAGGCUGCCCUUGUGGACAUCCUGUAGUUUGUUUUUUCCAUCUCUUCUUCAAAAUUGCAGCACUACUUUGCUAUUUGUUUUUGACUAUUUUCACUGAUAAUUUUGUUCUAGUAUUUGUUCUAGUUGUUCUGCUAUUAUCGUUUGACUUUUGGACAGUUAAAAAUAUCACAGGUCGAUAUUUGGUAGCUUUGAGAUGGUGGAAUGAUAUUAAACAAGACGGAACAAGUGUGUGGAGAUUCGAGAACAAGAGUGACAGCAAGCAAAUUCACAGAUUAGAUAAGAUGAUUUUCUGGGGAUCUAUGUACACACAACCUGUAAUUUGGAUUUUACUCUCUCUAGUAUGCUUUAUUAGAUUUAAUUUCCAAUGGAUGGUCGUUGUAAUUUUUGCUCUCGUGUUGACAUGCAUUCAACUCUACGGAUUUGUGAAAUGUUCCAGAAUUGAUACUGGAAGUGAAUUGAAAAAUUUCAUUAUCGAACGAGGACUCUUGCAAAGUGUGCUUGCCAGACUAUUCAGCACAGACAGCAUUUUCAACAGAGGAGGAGGAUCACAAUCGAAUCCAUCCAACGUAUAA
Molecule: messenger RNA, 696 nt
Organism: Naegleria fowleri
Lineage: Eukaryota; Heterolobosea; Eutetramitea; Acrasida; Naegleriidae
Exons: 2
Coding region: 1-696 (231 amino acids)
Biological process (GO): vesicle-mediated transport; protein secretion
Cellular component (GO): Golgi membrane
Source: RefSeq, a predicted model, not a curated record